Messenger RNA from Balaenoptera acutorostrata (minke whale), 4771 nucleotides. It is a transcript of the gene CTPS2, whose product is annotated as CTP synthase 2. Gene Ontology annotation, biological process: pyrimidine nucleobase biosynthetic process; CTP biosynthetic process. Gene Ontology annotation, cellular component: cytoplasm; cytoophidium. The record is from RefSeq and is a predicted model, not a curated record. NCBI's taxonomy places the organism in Eukaryota, Metazoa, Chordata, Mammalia, Artiodactyla, Balaenopteridae. Gene Ontology annotation, molecular function: CTP synthase activity; identical protein binding. The transcript has 19 exons. The coding region runs from base 180 to 1940 and encodes 586 amino acids.
CCCCGGGCUGAGCCAGGCCUGGGGCCAAGUGAGUCCGGGGCGGAGGGUGACGGGAAGCCACCAACGCCUGAGGAGUCACUUGAGGGGCGCUUGUUUCGGAGCGUUGCACAAACCCGGGUGCCAACCCCGAGUUCACCGGCAUUCUAUCUGGGUGCUGGCACUCAGCCACUCCUCUGCCAAUGAAGUACAUCUUGGUCACUGGUGGGGUCAUCUCGGGCAUCGGUAAAGGGAUCAUAGCAAGCAGCAUUGGGACGAUUCUAAAAUCAUGUGGACUCCGAGUUACUGCCAUCAAAAUCGACCCCUAUAUAAACAUCGAUGCGGGCACUUUUUCACCUUAUGAGCACGGUGAAGUGUUUGUCUUAAACGAUGGUGGAGAAGUUGAUUUAGACCUUGGAAAUUAUGAAAGGUUCUUGGAUAUUAAUCUUUAUAAAGACAACAACAUCACCACUGGGAAGAUAUAUCAACAUGUGAUCAAUAAAGAGAGGCGUGGCGAUUACCUGGGGAAAACAGUACAAGUUGUCCCUCACAUUACUGAUGCUGUCCAGGAGUGGGUUAUGAAUCAAGCCAUGGUGCCUGUGGAUGGUCAUAAGGAAGAGCCCCAAAUAUGUGUUAUUGAGCUGGGUGGCACCAUUGGAGACAUUGAAGGAAUGCCAUUUGUGGAAGCGUUCAGACAAUUCCAGUUUAAAGCAAAAAGAGAGAAUUUCUGUAAUAUCCAUGUUAGCCUUGUCCCACAGCCCAGUGCUACUGGAGAACAGAAAACCAAACCCACACAAAACAGUGUCCGUGCGCUGAGGGGGUUAGGCCUGUCUCCCGAUCUGAUCGUCUGCCGAAGUUCAACGCCCAUCGAAAUGGCUGUGAAGGAAAAGAUUUCUAUGUUUUGUCACGUGAACCCUGAACAGGUUAUAUGUAUCCACGAUGUUUCUUCCACCUACCGAGUACCUGUGCUUUUGGAGGAACAAGGCAUCGUUAAAUAUUUCAAAGAGAGAUUGGAUCUGCCUAUUGGGGAUUCUGCAAGUAAUUUGCUUUUCAAGUGGAGAAAUAUGGCUGACAGGUAUGAAAGGUUACAGAAAACGUGUUCCAUAGCCCUGGUUGGCAAAUACACCAAGCUCAGGGACUGCUAUGCCUCCGUGUUCAAAGCCCUGGAACACUCAGCGUUGGCCAUCAACCGCAAGUUGAAUCUGAUGUACAUAGACUCCAUUGAUCUGGAGCAGACUACCGAAACUGAGGACCCUGUGAAAUUCCACGAAGCUUGGCAGAAACUCUGCAAAGCUGAUGGUGUUCUUGUGCCAGGAGGCUUCGGAAUCAGAGGAACAUUGGGAAAACUCCAGGCGAUUUCUUGGGCACGGUCAAGGAAGAUUCCUUUUCUGGGAGUUUGCCUUGGGAUGCAACUGGCAGUGAUAGAAUUUGCGAGAAACUGCCUUAACUUGAAAGAUGCUGAUUCCACAGAAUUUGAGCCAAAUGCCCAUGUUCCUGUGGUGAUUGAUAUGCCGGAACACAACCCUGGCAAUUUGGGAGGAACGAUGAGGCUGGGAAUAAGAAGAACUGUUUUCAAAACUGAAAAUUCAAUAUUAAGGAAACUUUAUGGUGACGUUCCUUUCAUAGAAGAAAGACACAGACAUCGGUAUGAGGUGAAUCCUAACCUGAUCAACCAACUUGAGCAGAAUGACUUAAGUUUUGUAGGUCAGGAUGUCGACGGGGAGAGGAUGGAAAUCAUUGAACUAGCUAAUCACCCCUAUUUUGUCGGUGUCCAAUUCCAUCCUGAGUUUUCUUCUAGGCCAAUGAAGCCUUCCCCUCCAUACCUGGGACUAUUACUUGCGGCAACUGGGAAUCUGAAUGCCUACCUCCUUCAGGGAUGCAAGCUAUCUUCCAGUGAUAGAUACAGCGAUGCCAGUGAUGACAGCUUUUCAGAGCCAAGGAUAGCUGAGUUGGAAAUCAGCUGAAACUGAUACGUGACUUGGAAUCACCAGGACUGCCUGAGAGGGCUCCGAAGUAACCGAAGCCAAGAUGAAGGAACUAUCUAAGGAAAUCACCACACUCAUAGAAUCACUCUUUUCUCCACCAAACAUGGGAUGUACAGCCUCGAGGGGAAUCUAAUAAUAUGCACUUUCAUGAACCAGAAUCAAAGGGGUAGUUUUCUUUUUCCCCCAGAGGUGACCUUUGGUUCCUGCAAAUUUCUGUAGCCAAUUAAACUUUUCCCAGCAACUUCAAUGGGCAGAAAGUGUGUUGGUGUCUUGUCUGGUGUAUGGUGACGUCCAGGAGGUGAGGAAGGAUCCAGGUAACUGAGCCUUCUCUGGGCUAUAUGGGAAGGCCGGCAGGGCACACGCAAUAACUAAUUUUGUGUCAAAAAUGAGUCAUUCUGUUACCUGGAAUUCAGCCACAGAUUUGCAUGUGAACCAAGCUUAUUUCAGUUUUUCACUCUGUUUGUAGUAAAAAGUAAAAUGAAACAGGUCCAAGACUGGGGGUGGUAAGUAAGGCCCUGGCCUCAGGCACAGAAUUUAAGGGGGCAUAAAAAAACUCAGGAAUCAAGAUCAGUAACAUAUAUAUAUAUAUAUUUACUUGAGGUGAAAUUCACAUAACAUAGAUUAACCAUUUCAAGUGCAGUAGCAUUGGGUACAUUCGCAGUGCUGUGCAACCACCACCUUCAUCUGGUUCCAUCCCUCUUCCCAGCCGCCCACGCAACCACUUACCUCCUUUCUAUUUCUAUGGAUUGGCCUAUUCUGGAUAUUUCAUAUUAGUGGAAUCAUAUAAUACGUGGCCUCUCAUGUCUGGCUUCUUUCACUGAGUUUGAUGUUUUCAAGGUUCAUCCAUGUUGUGGCCUAUGUCAGUUCUUCCUUGUGGCUGAAUAGAAUUUCCUGGUAUGGAUUAGACUACAAUUUGUUUAUUCAUUCAUCUGUUGAUGGACAUUUGAGUUGUUUCUACCUUUUGGCUUUUUUGGAUAGCGCUGCUGUGAACAUUCAUGUGUAAAUAAAUUUUGUUUGUUUCUUUGUUUUUCUUUUUUGUUUUUGCCACGCCGUGAGGCUUGUGGGAUCUUAGUUCCCCGACCAGGGAUCCAACCCGGGCCCUCGGUAGUGAGAGCACAGAGUCCUUAACCGCUGGACUGCCAGGGAAUUCCUGUAAAUAACUGUUUGAGUAUCUGUUUUUAACUCUUUUGGUAAACGGUUAUGCCUAGGAGUGGAAUUGCUGGGUCACGUGGUAAUUCUGUUUGACUUUUGGCGGAAGCAUCAGUAAUAUUUUAAUGUAAGAUUUUAAAAAACCAAAAUUCAUAAAAAAAAAUUUACAAAGAGCAAAAUACCAAAUUUUAAAAUAAGGACAGGAUCCAGCCCUGCCCCUCCCUCACCUGCUCUAGUCCUGGGCCGGUUGUACAACAUUCUCAUCCAGUAUGCUUCCUGAUUUCCCUGUUGAAUGUACUUGAGAUGACUUAGUUGAUGCUUACAUUUGAGCCUUCUGAAACUGAUUUAAAUAUUUUAACUGCUCGGUUAAUUUUUUUGUGGUUGUCUUUGGCCUUUAACUGUUUUCUCUUAAUGCUGUAAAGCAUUAUUUUGUGAACUGCUACAGAAAAUUCAUCUACGAAACACAUGCAGAAAUGAAAUGAAUGAUUCUGGUAAACAAAAAUAUUAAAGAGCGUUAGGGCUCCACUUGUGAAAAUUACAGCUUGAAGAUCACAAGAGGCUCCAAAUGAAAAGCCCACAAGAUAGGUUAAAAGCUGGUAUAGGCCUCCUAGAGAGAGGUAUGUAAGCACAGAGGGGAUGCUUGAACAGCACAAAGAGGUAGUCUGGCUUAAAUGGGAGUUUUCAAUUGUAGUAAUUAUGACUUCUAAAGUUACUUAUAACAGAGUGCUUACCUUCGGGCUAAUGAUUAAGAAGCAGCAAAGCAGCCUCUUUGUUGUUGCUACAUGAGAUUUUCUCUUUUGGAGACACCCGUUGAACUUGGAAUUCAGCGAAGCGCAGAAUGGUAAUAGCAUGGCUGCUUAGGGUAGUGGAGCACAUAGAAAGGUAUUAUAAAUCAGUCAUUCGACAAAUGUAUCUUGAGCCCCCAGGAUGAGCGACACAUGGUGUCAGGUGCUGGGGGAAGUGAAGGGGAGCAGAAUUUGCCCCCCAAAUCUGUCUCUUUGGCAUAAGGAUUAUUUUAGGCUGAUUAUUUUAAAGAAACAGCAGACACAGGAAAAGCUCUGAAAACUGAAUAGAAGUUGCCCUUUUUAAGAGACAUUUACAUUCAUAAGGGAAACCUUUGUUUGUAAAGGUGAGUCCUUCUUUGUACCAGGGAGAGACUGAGGACUCUAUAUCUCUGGAACUCUUCUCAGUGGAGAAGGCAGGGACUUAAAUCUGUAUAACAACCUCACCCUUGAUUACUGUGUUUUGCCUGGUCACCUUCCAUAACUGGCUCCCUGACAAAUACAUCUUCUGUCUUUAGCUGGAGAUGGUAUUGAAGGUGGUGGCUUGGGCUAUUUUGAAGAGUUACUCAGUUUUCCUGGGUCUCUCCCAUGUAUACAGCAGGUACACAUGUUAUUAAACUGAAACCAAGCAGGACCCUGCAGGGCCCUCCCGGGUACAAAAGCCUUUCCAUGUCCUCUGUUUCUUGUUUGUAGAAAAAGGCUUUAGUCUCCUAAGCUUUCCCUGAGUUCCAAAGAGCAGACUCAAGCAGUUACUAAUUGGGGAAGUGAGAAGAUGCAGAAACAAAGGAGAAGCAGUCGAGAAACAAUAGUUCAGUGAUAAUACAUAGCCCUAGUUCCUCCUCAAGGGGUAUAUGUGACAGUCUGAUGCAUAUCUUUGAG